GCAGCCGCUACUGAUAAAUUAUACCAACAGGAUGACCACGGGCCGGUGCGUACUAUCCGGCACGCGUUGAACGCGGUGUCAUCGGAUGUCAACAAGCUGGCUGCCUUCACACAGGAUAAUGAAUAUGACAUGAUGUCACUCACCAAUGUGCAGCAGGAUAAGCCUACCCCACCAGUGGUGGUCCGUGCUCAGUUAGUCAAGAAGCAGCUAGAAGAGACAAAGACCCUCACCAUCAAGUUGGAGAACAAGGAAGCUGAUAUUAAGGAACUGAAGAAAGCACUCAAGGGUAAACAAGAGGAGCUAUCAGAGAUGCAGAUCCGACGCGAGCUGGGCGAGCGCAAGCUGUCUGCGGCGGCGAGCGCGGCCGAGCUGCGCGCGGAGCAGCUGCAGCGCAAGCUGGAUGAUGCUCACAACCAGCUUAAGAGGAAGGAGAAAGAAUUCGAAGAGACAAUGGACCAUUUGCAACAAGAUAUCGAAUCAUUGGAGACAGAAAGAGGUGCUUUACGAGACAAACUGAAGUUGUACGCGAAACGAGGCGGCACUCACCAUGCUGCGGUGACCCCACCGGCCUCACUGCGGGAGUUCGCACAGGAAGCACCAGUGAAGGUGACUCCAGGGUUCGCUGCUGAUGAAGUCAACGAGGCCUUACAGCGACAGAUUAAAGUCCUCAACUGGUGAGUACGGAGCUCGAUUGUUAAAUUCGCCGAAAUAGCGAAAUGAUUGCUGCCACGCAAUUGCAUUCUUCUUGUUGUUAUGUCUCCAAAGUGGGACAAAGGGCGUUCAAAGGCCGAUGUGUACGCAAUCGGGCUGUCAUUGUCAUUGUCAGAGACAAAACGCAGAGCCCAGGAUAAAGCAAUUGCACUGCCUACCCUUAAUUGAUGAGACGCACAUUAUUCUACCUUAUCCUACUCCC
This is a messenger RNA of Papilio polytes (common Mormon), 913 nucleotides long. RefSeq names its product dynactin subunit 1-like. Lineage: Eukaryota; Metazoa; Arthropoda; Insecta; Lepidoptera; Papilionidae. The record is from RefSeq and is a predicted model, not a curated record. The transcript is spliced from 7 exons. Bases 130 to 678 code for a protein of 182 amino acids.